Messenger RNA from Closterium sp. NIES-65, 2487 nucleotides. The record is from the annotation of a GenBank genome assembly. NCBI's taxonomy places the organism in Eukaryota, Viridiplantae, Streptophyta, Zygnematophyceae, Desmidiales, Closteriaceae.
AUGCGGAGGGUUAAGACACAGAUAACGGAGCUGGCGGUUCCCGGGGGGGUGGUAACUGAGCCAAAAGAGAUUUUGAAGGCGGCAUCUGAAUACUACAGCGGUCUCUUUGGGGAGGAUAAGAGGACGGCACUCUCAAACUGGGUUCCAGCAGCGGGGAAAAGGCUUUGGUUCUCGGAGGCGGAGUGUUUGGAGGAGGACUGGACAGAAGCAGAGGUGAAGCGUGCUCUCAAGGAGAUGGCUGACAAUAAAUCUCCGGGGAAGGAUGGGCUACCGAAGGAACUUUUUGAGCAACAUUGGGACGUACUGGGGAAACACCUCAUGGAGCUGGUACAGAGCUUCACCUCCUCAUCGUCGCUCCCGACUAGCGUUAAGGACGCUGUAACCAUUCUUCUGCAUAAAAAGGGAGCAAAAGAGCAGUUAGAGAACUACCGACCGAUAACCUUGCUGAACUUCAGUUACAAAGUACUGGCAAGGGUGCUGGCGAGCAGAAUUAAAAAGGUGCUUCACAAAGUCAUCUCGGAGGAGCAGUUUGGCUUCAUACCGGGGAGAAGGGUGUCGGAUGCGGUGGGGCUUGUAGCGGAUGUCAUCGACGCGGCAAAGAAUGGCAUGGAGGACUGGUAUAUGCUGCUGGUCGACUUCAGGAAAGCCUUUGACUCAGUUUCCCGGGACUUCACCUUUGAGGUCCUUAAGAAGAUGGGCUUUCCGGAGCGUUUUGUCGGGUGGGUGAAAGGACUGCACGACAACACGCGCACAAGUUUAUUAGUUAACGGAUGGAUGGGGGAAGCAGUGGAUGUGGUAUCAGGAGUCCGGCAGGGGUGUCCCAUCGCCCCUUACUUGUUUCUCUGUGCGGUGGAACCUCUGGUGCAGCUGGUGGAAAAGAAGAAGUUGGGAAUUACCAUCAGGGGUUGUACUGAGCAACGGCUGGCUUACGUCGGUUAUGCCGAUGAUACUACUCUCCUACUUCAGGGAAAACAGCAAAUCGUCAAAGCGGAGGAAGUACUGGAGGAGUUCAAGAACAUCUCUGGGUUGGCGACGAAUAAAGAUAAAUCGGUGGUGCUUCCGCUAGGAGUUAACCUUGGCAAAAAGACCUGGCGCACAGAUGGCUUCAGAUGGGCAGGUGCGGAUGAGGCUGAAAAGCUUCUUGGUAUCUGGGUCACGCCCAGCGGAAGCUGCCAGCCGACCUGGGACAAGGCCCUGGAGAGGAUUGUGGGGAAGAUGUCCCUGUGGCAGCCGCAGUAUCUGCCGAUUAAAGCAAGGAGAGCUGUGAUGGAUGGUUACAUCAUGCCGAUAGCCUGGUCGCAGGCCCAGGUGUACCCGCCGCCUGCUCGGACCUGGGGGGUUAUAACGAAGCUGUCGCACACUUUCAUGUCAGCCAACAAGGUUACAACGGAGAAAUGUUUCUUCCUAUGGAGUAAGGAGCUGCUGUACACGCCGGUGUUGGAAGGAGUUUGGGAGGGGAAGAGCCAGCGGUGGAAGUUGGCAUGUGAAAACUUCAUGCGUUCUCCUCUGGCGGUGACAGGGGCAGAGCGAAGCAAAGAGGAGGUGGGGCUGGAGAGAAUUGUGUUUAACAGACACAUUCUUCGGAAAGGCUCCACGCCAUUUGGGGGACAAAAGGCGGCGAAACGGCUGCGAGAAGUAAGGCUGGGGGAUCUGAUCCGGAAAGAUGAGGAGGGGAGGGGCACGCUAAAGGACCUGGUCACUCUGGAGAGGGAGCUGCUGGGGAUGGAGGCUGCGAAGCUGGCACUGGAGGCCUUUGCUGCAGCACCAGAAGCUUGGAGGGGAUUGCUUCUCUCAGCUGAGUUACCGCAGAUGGGCUUUGCAGAGGUGUAUGUGGCAGGGAGAGAGGGGUCAAAGCAGUUGCGCAACAAAUUCCUGGUGAAGGGGGAGGUUGCGCCGAUGAAGUCGCUCAGGUCCUCCACGGCGGCACGUCCUGGCAGGUCGCUCAAGGGGGAGUCGAGUGACAUUCGCGCACCCGCCACGAGCGUCACCGCGCCCCCUGUGCUGCAGGCGGGAGGGGCUGAGAGCAAGCUCGAGGCGGGGAACAGCGCGAAGAACCGAGCCCAGAGCACCGGAGAAAACGGCGCACCGGAGAAAACGGCGGAGAAGCCGGGUCAGAGUAAGGCAAAGGAGCAGAGUAUCCUGGAGCGCGUGAGCAGCGGGCUGAGGAGCAUCGGCGCCGCGAUCACGUCGGCGGCGAAGGGGGUAGCGGAGCGCGUGAGCACCAUGGCGGCCGCCGUCAGAAAGACGCUCGCUGGCUCUGCCAAACCACCUGCCGCCACUCCCGCGCCAGGCAAGGCACCUCCCGCUGCGCCGGGCGGCACUGGAGCGACCGCGGGCGAGCCUGCUGGUGACGUUGAUGCCGCCGCUGCAGGCGGAGGUGGUGCGGCUCCCCCUGCGAAGCCCGCACAGCCCGCACAUGGGGCGGGCAGGGAAGGCAUUCUGAGCCCUGUGGAUGGCGCAAGCGGGAACGGUGCAUCUUCCGAUUGA